CUGCCUGCUAGCUGGGACUGGUGCCUCUGCACAUACUAGGUGCUGGAUGUGUGGGUAUUUGCAGAAUUGGACCCUCAGGACUUUGUACUGCUUCUUCCAGCCAGAGGUCAAGACGUCGCAGGAUAGGCAAUGCAAUAAGUGGAUUUUAGCCGUCAGACGAUGUCUGCAUUGUAUAGUUGUCUGAAAGGUAAAAAUGAUGCAAAUAUGGCUGCAAACACUUCGGAAGGAGCACAGACUGUGAUGCUUGAAGAGCCUCAUGAAGAAUGUUCUGGAAAAAAGAAAUCAAAGUUCCAGGCUUUCAAAAAAUUAUUUGUCAAAAAGAAAAGGAAAGAAUCUACAGCACCUAUUAAAGAAAGCAAUCUAAAACCCAGUCAGUCCAGUAGCGAUGUCAGUGGAUCUGGAGCAAACACAACUGCUUUUGAUGCUGACCAAGAAUCAGUGUCCAAGGGAAAUAUGGGGAGCAAGGCAGUAUCUCACGACAGUGUAUUUAUUUCUGAGAUGGAGAGCUCCGUGAAGGAAGAUAUCUCUCAGGAGUGCACCCCCGGGAAAGUGAAAGCAUUACAGCUGCAGCUCCAGCAGAACAUCCGGAUAGGGUCUCCACCACAGGGUAUUGUCCCCAAGAAACUCGAGGAUUCUGGGACGCUUUCAGAAGAUGAUGGUUUGCCGAGAAGUCCCCCAGAAAUAACUUCAUUGCAUGAGAUUCUUGCCCGCUCAUCAGGGAAGUCUCCAAACAGUGCACAGAGACGCAAUUCUAUAAGUUUAGGAGGAACAGACAGUGAAGACGAACCGGAAUCUUCUGAAUUGUCUUCACGUCCCACCAGUCCAUCGCACUCCAAUGUCCUUUUGUGUCCUACCUCUCCAGUCAGCCAUUUCCCUCUAGCAGAUUUUAAAUCUCCAGCAAGUUCUGUGAGCUGCCUGGAUAAUUCUGCAGCAAAGCACAAGAUAUUAGUUAAGCCAAAGAAACGGAGACCACCAAUCAUGAAUGUGAAACCAACACAGGGUACUAAUAGGACUAACAAGCCAGUACAAAUUAAAAGGGGAGAAGAGAACGAUAACAUGGUUGAAGAGCAACUAUUUGAAAUUCCAGACUUGGACAAAUGUUCUGUACACGAGGCAUCAAGUGAAGUUGUCAAAAUCGCAGAAGAUGUUCUGCAGAAACCAGAGGAAGAUAUGGUUGUGUCUCUUUGUGAACCACAAAUGGAUGUUUCCAAAAAGGACAAUACACCUUUGAUUUUGGAAGUCCCUCUGCUUGAAAACCAGAUAGUAUCAUUUCAAAAUGAAGCUGUAUGUAGUGAAACUGAUGUGGAUUUCAAUGAAACUCUUGUAUCUAUCGAAGAUCGGGUGGACAUAGCUGAAGAAGAAUUGGAAAGGAAUGAAGUUACUAUUUCACCACAGACCUAUGAUUUCCAACCUACACAUGAAAAUAAUGAAAUUACAAUUACAGUUAUACCUUCUGAAAUCAGUAGUGUUGAAACUCCUGAAGGUAACACUGUUCAAAUAGAAAAUCCUAAUUUAAACACCAGCCAAGACGUGGUUUGUGGAUCAAUAGGAAAUUAUGAGCCAAAUCUGGAAGAAGCAGUAGCAACUGCAGUGAGUGUAAUAACACAUGAAGAAUACAACGAACUUGGCACAGUAUUACCAGACAUACAAAAGGAUUUAUUAAAUGUGUCCAAAAGUGAUUUAGUUGAAACUGAGACCUUAGAAAACCGUAUGUUAUCAAUACAAACUGUCACUUCCAUGAUAAAGGAUGAAGUUCAAGAGAUUCAGGUUGCUUGUGAAUGUGAUAAAUCACAUGAAAGUAAUGAAAAACAUCUAGAUAAAGUAGAAAUACAAAACACAGAAGCCACCCUAGAAGUAUCCGAUCAACUGGUUGCAAACAAUGAGGGUAAAAAUGAGCAACUGCCUUCUGAACAAAAGACAGAAACCUCCGAUCUGAGUAUUACUGAGGUUAAGGAUGACCAGUGUGAUGUAGAUAAUGUACCUGAUGGCAAAGCGCCUGUGAUAACAAAUGCAAAUGACUCUAGCUACACAAAAGUCACCACCAAUGCCCAUGAUUUUGGUAUUUUUGCAAAUAGUGAAACUUCAGCAGAAAUAGUCAAAGAAAUUAAAGCAGCAGAGACAAUUCCAGACAGUAACAUUAAAGGGUCCAACAAACCAAUAAGAUUUACUGUAGCCCCUGCAUGGCAAAGAGUGCAUUCAAGUGGAUCUAGUGUGAAAGACAGCCCCUUCAUCAAGAAUGCCAUAGGUAAUAUUGUCAGGUCUGGAUCAUUAGAUAGUGCAGAUGAGUCUGUAGUACAAAGUAGUAGUAAGAAGAAUGUUCAAAAAGACCAAGAGGAAUCCUCUGGUCAUUUUGGUGUCAGGUUAAGGCGGACUUCAUCUUCCAUAAAAUAUAAUGAAGACCAUCAAGAAGAUUUUUCCACAGAAGACUUAUCUCCUGUGGAUAGUUCAUCCUUGCUUCCAGGGAAAAACCUGCAAACCCCUAAAAGGACCACGUUUAAUAUUGACUGUGCAAAAAUGUCUUCUAAUGAUGAGGAAAAAGUCACUCCAGAAGUUAGAAGUCAACCAAAACCAAAAGCAGAUCAUUCACCACCAGAAAACACAGAACCUGCAUGGAUUACAAUGGCAAAACUGAAACAAAAGGGGUUCCAGGAGCAUCCACUUGCCAGAGAACAGAGUAGCGCAACUGAAAAAAAUGAGAAAGUUAAGGAAACAGAAUGUAUCCAGAAAAAAAAUAUAGUCACAAGCCCCCAAGUAGUAGAAGAAAAGAGGUCUGAACAAGCAGCUGCUGACAGUCCAGCUGAACCAGAGGUGGCACAACCAGAUUCUGAGAAGAGCACCCCCUCUACACAACCACAAAACCCAGAGGAACCGCCAUGGUUUGUACUUGCCAAGAAGAAGGCAAAAGCAUGGAGUGAGAUGCCUAAAAUUGUGCAGCAGUGAUAAAUAUACGUCUCAAGUCUCAUUUUUGUGUGUCUUUAUUAACUGUGAGACAUCAGCCAACGAUCCAAGGUUCUUCUCUAUGUAUUCAUGUUCUCUGCCUUGACAUAAGGAAACCAGUAUUUUUUAUUUUAGAAGAGUCUUAAAGGAAACUCCCUUUUUUUUUUUAUAUACUCUAAAGGGGCUUAAUGGCCAGAUACGUGCACAUUAUUUUUUUUUGGUUGCGUCAUAUAACAUUUUUGUGCAAAUUAAUCAGGUGCAGUGCAAGAUCUAAAUAGUUAUUCUCUCUGCUGUAUACCAUUGCAGCAUGCAGAGAUGAUUGGAUGUAAGCCAUGCUCAGAAAUCAUAUCUUCCAGAAUGAUGUUUAUGGCUAAUUGUUAAACUGCACUAAAUUUAGUUUUUGGGGCAAUUCAAAAGUAGCCCAGACUAUGAGACUUGGGCAGCCUGAAUUUCCUGACAUUUUUUGUAUAAUUUUGUUAACGGAGAUGCUUACAAUGUUCUAGAUAAAGCACUAUCAAGGCUGGCCUAAGGAAAUAUUUUCCAUUUCAAUUACCCGCUGGGACUGGAGGAUCCACGGAUUUCUGGAUGACCAUAAUUAGGCUGAGGUUGGGCUAGACAGGAGCACCAAGGGCCCACAUCGUCCCUCAGCCAGCCCUGAGCAUCUUUUUGAUGACUACCAUUAAUAGAUAUUUACGCAUUUGAUGUUGCGUUCCUAAAUAUCUGUAUGGCCUUAUUUUGAUAAGCGAGACCACAGAAAUAAACUCUGUAUGAUGUUUAGAUGUUUUUGGGGGGGAAUUUUCAAGAACGCAUGUAAGCCACUUGGACUGAACCAUCUGUUUGCUGUAGCAUGACGAGCCGCAGAUUACACAGUUAAAAUAUAAGCCUUUGUUCUCAUUGGUGUUAAAGCUUCUGCUUCUGGUUGAUUCUUUUAGGGCUCUUUCAGACGAGCGUGUUCUGUGUUGAAAUCACACUCUGUGAAGGAGCGGACUGGCCAUAGGACCCUAUACUAACAGCAUUAUGUCAUGUAGAGACACACAGCAUUUUAAAUCAUUAUAAUGCCAUGCGCUCCUGCAAAAUGUGUCCGUAUCGGGGAGCUUGAUUUCCACUUGCCUGAAAGAGCCCUUAUAGUGGAUUUAAAAAGAAACAGAAUUGAUUCCUUUGCCUUUAAUGGAAUCCUACAGUUUUCAAUCUUUUUGUUAGUUUUUUUAAUCCGUUAGAAUGUGUAGCAGACUAUGCUUAUGCUGUCCAUCAAAAGCAAUGAAAUCCUGACAGAAUAGUCUGCAAUGUAUCCCACUUGAGUUACAGAGAACCUUUUACUGUUUGGAGUAAAAAAUGCCAGUGUGAAUAAGGCCUUAUAUAUGCACUUGUUGAUCUUCUAGGUAAAAGAUACUUAACUAUCUUGUUUUCUUUCCUAAGCGAUAUGCCCAUUUAUAUUUCACAAAAUGACAUUAUUAUUAUUAUUAUUAUUUUACAAAAUGAAUUAAUGGUUUUAAUUUCUUGAAUAAUAAAUAAAAGUUGUUACAAAAGAAAGUCUUUUAACUUAAGAAAAUUGUGGAAAACAUGAAAAAAAAAAAGUUGCGUUUUCUAGAAAUAUGACAUUUAUGGCAGAACAAGGUUGAUGCGUUGAACCAAAAGUAUUUUGGUGACUUUACAGUGAUCUCUAACCUGUGGCUCUCCAGCUUUUGCAGAACUACAACUCCCAUCAUGCUCUGAUAGCCGUAGGCUGCCAGGGUGUGAUGUGAGUUGUAGUUUCACAACAGCUGAUGGGCCGCAGGUUGGGAAACGCUGCUUUAAAGACUCUUCAUAAAAUGCUUGCAAUCAUAUUAACAUUGUAUUAGUGAACUUUGCAAAACUGUACCUGUAGCCACUGCCCUAGCUUUCCUGCAGCAUUCUAGGUGUAUGCAGAGUAUUAUAUUGUUUCUAGUGUUCUACUGGAUGUUCAUAUUUUGUUAAAUAAGGGGAAGUUCACUUUUGACAGCCAGAGCUAAUUAGACUGUGAACAUAAUGCAUUUAAAGUCUCUCACAGUGAGACUUCUGAGACCACAUUAAAGUAAACCUGUCACCUUGAAAAUUCUAUGUAAGCUGCAGGCAGCAUGUUAUAGAGCAGGAGGAGCCAGCAGAUUGAUAUAUUGUUUUCUGGGAAAAGAUUCAGCAGAACUUAUAAUUUAUUCAAGUAAAUUCCUGCUCA
Messenger RNA from Bufo gargarizans (Asiatic toad), 5125 nucleotides. RefSeq names its product KIAA1210 ortholog. The coding region runs from base 160 to 2940 and encodes 926 amino acids. The record is from RefSeq and is a predicted model, not a curated record. Lineage: Eukaryota; Metazoa; Chordata; Amphibia; Anura; Bufonidae. The transcript has 13 exons.